This is a messenger RNA of Tachysurus vachellii, 2449 nucleotides long. RefSeq names its product protein NLRC3-like. The transcript has a single exon. NCBI's taxonomy places the organism in Eukaryota, Metazoa, Chordata, Actinopteri, Siluriformes, Bagridae. Bases 280 to 1341 code for a protein of 353 amino acids. The record is from RefSeq and is a predicted model, not a curated record.
UCUCACAGCAUGGAAGUUCAGCACUUCUGAAUGAGAUCUACACAGAGCUCUACAUCACAGAGGGUUGGAGUGGAGAUGUCAAUAAUGAACAUGAGGUGAGACAGAUUGAGACAGUGUCCAGGAGACCAGGAGAAACCCAUCAAAUGUAAUGAUCUCUUUAAAGACAAGUCCAUCAGAACUGUGCUGACUAAAGGAGUUGCUGGAAUUGGAAAAACAGCCUCUGUGCAGAAGUUCAUUCUGGAUUGGGCUGAAGGAAAAGUAAAUCAGGACAUCACAUUCAUGUUUCCACUUCCCUUUAGAGAGCUAAAUCUGAUGAAGCAGAAAAAUCUCAGUCUGAUGAAUCUUCUUCAUCACUUUUUCCCAGAAAUAAGAAAACUAGAAUCAUUAGACUGUGACUCCUACAAAGUGGUGUUGAUCUUUGAUGGUCUGGAUGAGUGUCGACUUCCUCUAAAUUUCCAUAAGAAUGAGAGAUUGUGUGAUGUGACAGAGUCAGCCUCAGUGGAUGUGCUGCUGACGAACCUCAUCAAGGGGAAUCUGCUUCCCUCUGCUCUCCUCUGGAUAACCACAAGACCAGGAGCAGCCAAUCAGAUCUCUCCUGAGUGUGUAGCCCAGGUAACUGAGGUACGAGGCUUCAGUGACCCUCAGAAAGAGGAGUACUUCAGGAAGAGGAUCAGUGAUCAGAGCCUGGCCAAUAAAAUCAUCACACACAUAAAGUCUUCAAGAAGCCUCUACAUCAUGUGCCACAUCCCAGUCUUCUGCUGGAUCUCAGCCACUGUUCUAGAGAGAAUGUUGGGUGAAGCAGAAGGUGGAGAGAUCCCCAAGACUCUGACUCAAAUGUUCACACACUUCCUGAUCUUUCAGAUCAAACACAAGGACCAAAAGUACCAUCAGAAAUGUGACCCUUAUCCUCAGAAGACCAGAGAGAGUAUCCUGGCACUGGGAAAACUGGCUUUUCACCAGCUGGAGAAAGGAAACCUGAUCUUCUAUGAGGAAGAUCUGAGAGAGUGUGGCAUUGAUGUCAGAGAAGUGUCAGUGUACUCAGGAUUGUGUACCCAGAUCUUCCGAGAGGAGUUUGGGCUUCACCUGGGGAAGGUGUUCAGCUUCGUACAUCUGAGUGUUCAGGAGUUUUUGGCUGCUUUAUACACGUUUCUCUCCUUCAUCAGCAGAAAUGUAACACAACAACAAAGUACUCAUCUGUAUGAUCUUUUCAAGAAGUCGAACAUGUCUGAUCUCCUCAGGAGUGCAGUGGACAAGGCCUUACAGAGUGAGAAUGGACACCUGGACCUGUUCCUACGCUUCCUUUUGGGUCUCUCACUGGAGUCCAAUCAGACUCUCUUAUGAGGCUUAAUGACACAGACAGGAAGCAGAUCUCACAGCAAACAAGAAACAGCGAUGUACAUCAAGGAGAAGAUCAGGGAGAAUCCAUCUCCAGAGAAAUCCAUCAAUCUGUUCCACUGUCUGAAUGAACUAAAUGAUCAUUCUCUAGUGCAGGAAGUACAAACUUACCUGAACAGAGAAGGUUACAGAUGUCUCAGAGGAACCAGACUCUCUCCUACUCAGUGGUCAGCACUGGUGUUUGUGUUACUGAACUCAGAACAGGAGCUGGAUGUGUUCAAAUCAAAAAAAUCAAAGUUUAUUUAUAGAGCACCUUUUAAAAACAGCAGGUGUUCACCAAAGUGCUGUACAAACAAUAUAAAAUAAACAAUAGAACUAAAAAGCAUAAAAUAAUAAUAAUAAAAUAAAUAAAUAAAAACUAAAUAAAAGACUAAUAAAAAUGCAAUAAAUACAAUAAUAAUUAGUAGCACACACUUAAAAAGAACUCCUAACAGAUAACUCUCAUACUGUAUUGUAUGCUGCACCAUACAAAUAUGUUUUUAAAUGUGAUUUAAAAACAGCCAGUGAAGGUGCCCACCUAAUGUACAAAGGCAAAUUAUUCCAGAGUUUGGGGGCCGCUACUGCAAAGGCACGGUCACCUCUGCUCUUUAGUUUUGCAAUGGGGGAUACUAAAAGCAGUUGCCCAGCAGACCUAAGUGCUCUGGAUGGAGCAUAUGGCUUUAAUAGAUCUGAGAGGUAUUUAGGACCAAUGUUAUUUAAUGAUUUAAAAACUAAAAGUAAAAUCUUGAAAUCAAUUCUAAAAUGAACGGGCAACCAAUGAAGGGAAGCCAAUAUAGGUGUAAUGUGUUCUCGUUUGCGUGUCCCCGUUAAUAAACGUGCAGCUGCGUUUUGUACCCUCUGCAAACGUGCUAGAGAUGCCUCACCAAUUCCUACAUAGAGACUAUUACAAUAGUCCAGUCGGGAUGAUAUAAAAGCAUGGAUGACCCUCUCAAAAUCAGUAAAAGAUACAAAUGACUUGACUUUAGACAAUUGCCUUAACUGAUAAAAACACGAUUUAACUACCAAAUUAAUCUGUUUUUCUAGUUUAAAGUCACCGUCCAUUAAAACCACCAGG